UCGUUCGGUAGGAUAUUUCCGGGUUUACAAGUUGUCUCGUUUGAAGUUUUACUCUAUCAAUCACCAGUUUCGAGUAGCAGUAAGGUUGUGAAAUCAAUCAUUUCCGAGUGUCUUAUUUUCGCGUAAGGUUGUGUCAGCGAACCAAUUUUCUUUAACCCGAACGUAACGGGGUUCGGUUGUUCUCGCAGAGGAGGAUGGUAAGCGACGACGAGAGCCAGGAUAACAAAUAGCGGCGAAGCAAGUGUAGUGGGAGAGAAAAUUUGUCCUCCAUACAACACUUUCUCUCGCUCUCAGAGUCUCAAUGGACCCGAGCCCGGCUGUGUUGGUGCUCGUCAGGACGAGGAAAAGUGCAUUUUCACUGCUCGAAUUCGUACCUCCGGCGACAGCGACAGCAACGACGAUGUUGGUGUUGGUGGUGAGCCGCUGUUUUGCUCGACGGUAACCAGAACAGCAGGCAGCUAGAAGCGGGCCCAACACACGAUGGAAAAUCAAAAUUAUCAAUCUUCCCAUUCACGUACUCAGUCUUUGGCGGAUAUUCGGACGAACGCGUCGCGUGUGUCUCUCUGGUGGCGUGAAUGUUUUUCCGAGCGCUAUUCGUGACACGUCUCGUGAGUGUUGUUUUCCCGGGCGCGCUUGGUUCGUUUAUCGUAUUUACCCUAUCGGCCGAGCGCGGAUGUAACGAUCAAGAUCGGCGGCAUGCCAGCGGGUGUUCAUGAGAUCGACACCGGUAAUGAUCGCAGCUGCUUGAGCGCCGUGAACAGGUGGCAGUGCUGAAGUACGCAUAAUUCCGUCUGUGUGUGUGUGGGGGAAAUUUAAAACCGAAAAAAGCUGGUUCGUGCUUGAAGGAGCAACAGAAAAAAAAAGUGGCGGAUAAACACAAUUGACAUUGGUGACAAGUGGAACAAUCGUGUGGGGCCGGUAGAAUAUGGGACAACCACGAAGCAAGCGUCCAAUAUCGAUUGAAGGAUUGUGUGCACGGUGUGGCAGCUUUAAGCGGGCUCUUUAAACGGACAGGUGCCAACUGAAGCUGAACGCGGUACCCACCGGCAAUCCGCACGGGUUUUGAUGGAUGUUGUUUGUGGUGUGUGAUUUUUCUAUAUCCGUGGAAAUCAAGAAAGUGAGCCUCUUCAGUCAGUCGUUGCAACAAGUGUCAGUUUGAAGAAGAAGAAUCCGCCCGUUUGCCAGGGAAGAAGUGUGACAAGCUUAAGCAAGCUGAAGGGAGCAAAUCCUUCUUUCAGUUGAUGAUAAUAUUAAUAAAAAAGGCAAAAAGUUAGGAAAAGCGCAAAGUAAUAAGCCAUAGAGCAAAAAAGGUGGUGUUCAUUUUCUACCCUUCUAUUCGUGAUAAGAGUGUUUUUUUGCGUGUGCGUCUGUGAGUGUCCAAGUCGUUCUUUUAUCUGUGUCCAAGUUUUCUGUGCAAGUGUCCAAACCCCUCGUCACACAUAAAUCAAUCAAUCAAUCUAAAAAAAAGUGUUCCUUUCAAAUAAUCACCAACAAACAAUGCUUAAUUCGUUGGAAGCGUUGGCCGGCAAGAUCUCGCCCGGAUCCGGCAAGAGUUCCCCCGCGUCCGGCAUCGACAACAAUGGCAACAAGGUACUGCUGGGUGGAUAUGCCCACCAUCAUCAUCACCUGCUGCACUCGGCGAAGCAUCCCUACCAGAAGCCGGGCCUCAGCAACAACAACAACAACAGCAACGUGGUCAACAAUCCCGCCAACGGGGCCCUGGUGGCGGCAACGGCAGCCGGUGGUAUCCAGCUGAUCGGCAGCAGCAAUGGACCCGCCGGACCCAUUGACCACCAUCGUGUGGCGGACAUUCCGGAUGUGGUGGCGAAGAUCGAGAUGAACGCGAAGGAAAACGCCAUCUUGAACAUGAACAACAACAACAGCAGCACCGCCAACAAUAACCUCAACCUCGCCAACAACAACAACAAUAACAAUCAUACCACGCUGAACAACAACAAUCCAAAUGUGAUAAACCAAAACAAUGGCAACAGUUGUCUCGGUGUGGGCAUGCAGCUAAUUCGGGCGCGAAAAUCACCCACCCUCUGUGAGGACCUGGAAAUUCCAAGGGAUCAACCCGAUCCGGACUACAUCAAGAUGUUCGUCGGUCAGGUGCCUCGGUCGAUGGACGAACAGCAGCUGAAGGAUAUGUUCGAGGAGUUUGGCCGGGUGCACCAGAUCAAUGUGCUGCGGGACAAGGCGUCCGGGCUGAGUAAAGGGUGCUGUUUUGUGACGUUUUAUACGCGAAAAGCGGCUCUCAAGGCCCAGGAUGCGCUGCACAACAUCAAAACGCUUGGGGGGAUGCACCAUCCGAUCCAGAUGAAACCUGCCGAUAGUGAGAAUAGAAAUGAACGGAAACUGUUCGUGGGUAUGCUGAGUAAAAAGUACAAUGAGAACGAUGUGCGGCAACUUUUCUCCGGUCAUGGUUCGAUCGAGGAGUGUACGGUGCUGCGGGACACGUCCGGACUGAGCAAAGGCUGUGCUUUUGUAACGUUCGCCAGCAAACAGGCGGCGAUUGGCGCGAUCAAGUCGCUGCACCAGAGCAAAACGAUGGAAGGCUGCUCGGCGCCGCUGGUGGUUAAGUUUGCCGAUACGCAAAAGGACAAGGACGCCAAACGGAUGCAGCAGAUGCAGUCGAACCUGUGGAGCAUUGCCGGCAUCAAUCAGCCGAUCACACAGUCGGUGACACCCAUGACGGCCCCGGCUACCGGCCAUCAUCCGAACCCACCGCAGCAGCAGACACCGUUCCUAGCGGCCGAUGCGAUUUCACCGGCAUCCCUGACGCUUCUGCAGCAGCUACAGGCAGUGGCCCAGCAGCAGCAAUUUCUGCAAGGUCUCGGUGCUCAGACGGACACCACAACGGCGGCAGCCGCGGCCGGACUGUUGAGUCCGCUGUCGAUGCAGAACCUGGUUACGCUGGCAGCCAUGACGCAGCCCUCGCUACAGGCAGCCGCCGCUCAGACGCCCAGCGCGGCCUUAACCAACGCAGCGACCUCACUGUGUCUCCUAGGGAAGACAGCAGCGACAUCUGCCUCAGGGGCAGCCGGAACGGAAACCGCACUGACGCCGUACGCCGCACUGCCACAAUUUGGCUCGGCAGCAGCAACAGCAUUCACCACAACGCCUUUAGCUAAUCACACGAUGGCGCAAGCAGUGGCCGCGGCCGCUGGUAAGCAGAUUGAAGGUCCCGAGGGCUGUAACCUGUUCAUCUACCACCUACCGCAGGAAUUCACCGACACCGAUCUGGCCUCGACGUUCCUCCCGUUCGGCAACGUAGUGUCCGCUAAGGUCUUCAUCGACAAGCAGACCAACCUGUCCAAGUGUUUCGGUUUCGUGUCCUUCGACAAUGGAGCCUCGGCGCAGGCCGCCAUCCAGGCGAUGCACGGUUUCCAGAUCGGUACCAAGCGGCUGAAAGUACAGCUGAAGCGUUCGAAGGACGCUUCCAAGCCGUAUUAGGCUUGGCAGUAGUAAGAAGGAGAAGAUACCAGCCGGAGAACCGUUGCAGGUGUGUGUGUGUCAGUGUCAGUGGGGCAAAUUGGAGAGGAAGCAGCUAAUCGUUCGUCGUUCUGUUCGUGCUUGUCGGUCUAUUGCUAGAGAGAUAAGUUCAAUUGUUUUAUAUUUUUUUUACAUAAGACACAACCACACACCUACAAACGCGCAACCAUUGAUUGUCACUCAGUGUCGUUACUGUCGUUGAGUAGAAACACAAACACUAAACUGUUUCCUGUUUCCGGAUUGCUAGAGAGAAGGUUGUCGUUUCCUGUUGGAUAUUUUCCCCUUGAUUCAUUUAACUUUUUUUUCGUUACUUGUUCGAUGAUAGUUCGGUGAGAAGACAAGAAUUCCAAAAAACUUAUGAUACAAAAAACACAAACAAACUAGCACAAGCAAACAAACUAAGCAAAAAAGGUAGCUGCGCAUCGAUCGCCGUAGACUAAUAAUGUUCAUCUUAUCAUUAAUCGGAAUUUGUUGAGUAGUUUUUUGUUUUCCUAUAUAUCUUUUAUUACUAUUUUUAUUACGAUCAUUACUACUACUAUUAUUAUUAUUAUUAUUCUUUUCGUCAUAGAGGAAAAGUAGUACAAUUAGAGCCUGACGGCUGGGAAUGUUAGCUUCUCCCUGUAAGCUUAACGGAGUUUUAGCAGAUGCUUUUUUGAAACGAUUAUGACCUAGGGAGAAGCUGACUCCUUUUGACCUCCCGGGAAAACCAAAGGCUAGUAGUCAGUUUUCAUUUGUUUUUUUGCUGUUUUUUAUCAACCCCAAGUGAACUAGGAUUUGUUUUACAACCCUACCCAUUGCGGUUAAUGUAACCACAUUAAACCGUAAUGUAUUGAAUUAAUCUGAACUUUGUUUCUUCCUUUGUAUUUUAAACAUAACGCAAAUGAAUUAUUUGAAUUGGAUUUUUUUUUGUUACUACUUGUUUUUCUUUUCAAGUUUCAAUUUUACGCAUAAGAGUAAACGAUUAAUAAUUUAUUAUCAUACCGAUUCACUGAUUAUCAACCAAUUAGUUUAUUAGCAGUUACACGUAUAUGUAUUGGUUAAGUUGACGGAAUACAAAUAAACUAACCGAAAGUGCAGCUUGUGGAGAAACACUAUAGUUUGAUGAGGGUGAGCUACGUUAGUUAGGCAGUUGAACACCGAAACACGAACACGAGCACACCACCAAUAGCACAAAGCACGUACCGAAAAACUAGAUGAAAAAAACAAAACUUUGUUAAUAGGAAGUUAUGUAUACAUGUAACUAUUUAUGUAUAAUCAGAUUAAAUGUCACUCAUUCAUUAUUCA
Topomyia yanbarensis is the source of this 4776-nucleotide messenger RNA. RefSeq names its product CUGBP Elav-like family member 2. The record is from RefSeq and is a predicted model, not a curated record. Gene Ontology annotation, molecular function: mRNA 3'-UTR binding. NCBI's taxonomy places the organism in Eukaryota, Metazoa, Arthropoda, Insecta, Diptera, Culicidae. The coding region runs from base 1498 to 3453 and encodes 651 amino acids. The transcript has 11 exons. Gene Ontology annotation, cellular component: ribonucleoprotein complex; nucleus; cytoplasm. Gene Ontology annotation, biological process: regulation of alternative mRNA splicing, via spliceosome; mRNA splice site recognition.